UGCUCGGCUCCCCACACUGGCAUCCACAGUCGACUGCCGAGAAGCAAUCUACACUUACUGUUUUUGUUACUUUGCUCGACACGCCCUUUUUGCGAACGGUUGACUGGGUUGUUGGACGCUGCGCUGACACUACCCACAUACGUACAAGCGCACACAGCAAAAGGCUCGUUCCAGUCCUCGAGGAUUUCAUUCAUUCACUUCAGACAAUCCGUCGCUGUCUAAGCACCGAGCAUGGGAUUUACCUUUGUGAAAAAGACUACGGAGGGUGGGGGUGUACACGGGGGUACCCCGGGUGCCAACGAAAACGGAACACCGGCACCGGUGGGCGUCCCUCUGGACCAGACCCGACGCCGGAGUUUUCUCGGAGGUCGCAAAGGCAGCAGUACCACGAAAGGUUCCUCGCGUUGGCCGCCCUCCACGCCGUUGACACUGCCCGCCGACACACCGUCCUCCGCGAAUCAAUACCAAGAUCCUAGCCUGCUAGCCACACUCAACGUACACGAUGACGGGAAUGAACUAGGCAAUUUGGAAAUACUGACUCCCGAAGCGGCCACUUACGUUGAAAGAAUCAAGCGGCAAUUGUUUGACAAGAAAUCACCGGAUGCUUCGACUCCGUACCAGUCACCUCGGGAACCAACGCAAUCGCAGCCUCAACAGGAACUCCAACAACACUCUCUCAAGGAAUCCUAUCCCCGAUCAAUCACUGGAGCGGACGUGGCAUACACUGCCAAGCUAUCGGCCUCGCGGUACUCCGUGCCAAUGGAUCGGGACGAGGCCGAUGACGACUAUCUCGGAAGUCGUCCCGUCGUCGACGACGACAAAAUGAGUGCGGUGGAUAGACUCUUUGAUGCACCGAUGCCGGGUACGAGGAGACAUCCAUCGCCAGAAGGUCCCGUCGACGAAUCAUUGCAUCUGCCGUCACAGAUGGAUGCCGAAUAUGCGGACGAUGCCAGUGCCAACUUUCGGGACUAUGCGAUCCACGAGUCCCCGAUUCGCAAGGUAAACGAAACGAACGAAAGCAUCGAAACAAUCCAGAGCGUUCCCUUUGGGGAAUCCCCGCACAAAUCCGCUUCGCAAAAGAUUCUGGCAGCCUUGCAUUGCUCCCAAGACACCACCGCGUCCGACAAUCCGUGCGUCGCAUACACGUUAAAAAAUACGACGGAGCGGCCCAAGCGAAUUAUGGACCUCUUUUACGACCGGUUCUUCACGAAUGCCGAUCUGCGGCAGACGCCCCAACGGAUCAUGUUUGACGAAACUUUUACCCUCCAGUUUCUAGGUACCAUGAUGGGCAACGGUGUCUCGCUCAUGUACUUGCAAGCGCCCCAAACGCUGGGUAACGACACCGACGAUUGGAAGGGCAAGAGCAUCCACUUGACUUUGGCGGCGGGCACCAACGGAGGCGAUAGCUUGUCAAUUCAGCCCAAGCUCGUAUGGACCAUACCAGCGGGCGGGAAAUUGACCGAAAGCAUCGUCCACGAUGUACCUAUUUUGCAAAUCCACUCCAUUCGUACGUCCGCUUCGGGUUCGACGCAAGCCGACGCAAUCGAGGAGGACCGUAACGAUGAAAUCGAGAAUGACGAGUACGAGGAAUCCGACUCGAAUUUGUGCUUUAUUACCAUGACGACAAAAUCUGGAGAAGUGCACGUAUUUGAAGCAAAUUCCCUGGAUCAGCGGGACGAGAUUGUUACGGGAUUGAAAAACGUGAUUGCUCGGUUAACCUUUCAUUUGGUAGCGGGUGACGCGGCGGCCUCGAAUGAGCUGUACCGGGAAGUGCGACUGUCGGAGGAAUUGGGCGACCUUCCGUCGCUGGAGAACCCGAACCAAAACAUGAACCGCAUCACACACUUCUUGCUUGAUAUUGCGUAAAGCACGGAAGUCUUGGCGCCGCGCUUUCUUUCAUAUGGGCAAGACAACCAAUAUCUGGAACUUUGACUCCUAUUUGUUUUGUACCACCUGCUCGUAAUCGUAACUUGUGACUCCCUACUAAAUCUUUGUUUUACCGUAU
Phaeodactylum tricornutum CCAP 1055/1 is the source of this 2005-nucleotide messenger RNA. RefSeq lists its product with no specific name. The record is from RefSeq and is a predicted model, not a curated record. NCBI's taxonomy places the organism in Eukaryota, Bacillariophyta, Bacillariophyceae, Surirellales, Neidiaceae. Bases 232 to 1866 code for a protein of 544 amino acids. The transcript has a single exon.